AUAUCACGCGGAGAGGCUUCUGCUUCGCUGGUUCUUUCAAAGAGCAGAGAUACCCAACGCUGGCACUAAUGCCCGUCAUUUCUGAAUCCUCGUGAUAGGUAGGAGCAGAGUCUUUCAAGAAACGGGGGAACCAGGCAGGAGCCGUCCGGGGCUGGUGCGCACUGUAGUAGAUAGACAUCUUGACUGACCAACCUAGUUUCGCAGCCCGCCUGCGAGGUGAUUCGUCUCACCACCACCAACCGUUCCCCUCUUUUAUCUUAUCUAGACACAGGGGGCAGGGAGUAGAGCGGAGAGGACACGGCGGACCGUCUCAACAGUGUCUCGCUGUUUUGACCAUCCGGUUUCAUUUCAGAAACGUUUCUAACCGCAAGCUACAAAGUAGCCGUCGAGGAGCUGCCAUCUGGCCGCUGCUGCUAGGUUUAGAAGGGGAAACUGAAGACCUUCGUCUCUCAUAUACAGCAUAUACUUUGGUAGUUUGGACAGCCUCACAUCUUCGUCAGAGAUCCGUCAGAGACGAUCUCGUCGAAGUAAGCAAGCAGCAACAUUUCCCUCAGUCCCAAAGUUUCCGUUCCAGAGUUUUCUUCUUGAGCCAUAAUGUGCGGAAUCUUCGCCUACUUGAAUUAUGAGGUCCCAAAGCAGCGGUCCGAAAUCCUUGAAAUACUAUUUAACGGUCUUAGGAGGCUCGAGUACCGAGGCUACGACUCCGCUGGCAUCAGCGUUGACGCCGAUGAUGACUCAGAGGUGGUCAUCGCCACGUCAGCAGCGAUCGGCGAAAUGAACGGCCUCACGAAAUCUCUCACGGACAUCACGAAUGCUACCCCAUCAGAGCGCAAGGGUGCAGAACCUCUGCUGUUUCGACAGAAGGGGAAGAUUGCUAACCUCGUGAAGAAAGUUCGCCAAGAUGUUGCGGAAUCCGAGAUAGAUAUGAGCCGCGCGUUCCCGCGCCACGUGGGCAUUGCGCACACGCGGUGGGCCACUCACGGCGCUCCCUCCCCGCGCAACUCGCACCCGCAGUCGUCAGGUCCGAAGCACGAGUUUCUGGUGGUGCACAACGGCAUCAUCACCAACUACAAGGCGCUGAAGGGCACUCUGCAGCGGCAGGGCUUCACGUUCGAGUCGGAGACGGACACGGAGGUGAUCCCGAAGCUCGCCAAGUUCGUGUACGACAAGCUGCUACAGUCCGAGGGCGGGCAGGGCGGCGAGGGCCUGGCCAACGGGAGCGCAGCCAACGGCGACACGCCAGGCGAGCGCGUGGCGUUUACCCAGGUGGUGAUGGAGGUGAUGCGGCAGCUGGAGGGCGCCUACGCGCUGCUCUUCAAAAGCCCGCACUUCCCCAACCAGCUCGUCGCCUGCAAGCGCGGCAGCCCGCUCCUCCUCGGAGUCAAAAUCCCCUCAGACGGCCGAGUCAAGUCCGCGUUCGACAUAGUAGGGGCCGAGGAGGGGGGGCUAGUGCGGGGGGGUGCGGCGACUGGCCCCAGGGAGCUGUUUUUAGCGAGUGAUGCGAGUGCUGUUGUGGAGCAUACGAAGAAGGUGAUGGUUAUAGAGGAUAACGAGGUGGUGCAUAUCAGGGAUGGCGUGGUUUCACUGUUUUCAUAUGAGCCAGAUAAGGCCAAGAGGGGGCUACCGCCCUCCACCGCACUGCAACGCGCUCUAUCCACCCUGGAGAUGGAGGUAGAGCAGAUAAUGAAGGGCAGCUAUGAUCACUUCAUGCAGAAAGAGAUUCACGAACAGCCAGAGAGUCUCACCACGACGCUCAGAGGGAGGCUGAUACACGGCAAGGCGGACUCGCUCUCCCCUACUGCCUCCAAUGCCUGUGCUGUCGCCAGCUCGCUCCAACCCUCGGCAGCGGCAGCAGCGGCAGCGGCGGCGGCGGCGGCAGCUGGCAUCGCUUCUGCGUCUACCACCGCUUCCAUCGCUGUUCCUGGUUCGGGUUCAGCUGGGAGCAGCCCGUCAUCAUCAGCAGCAGCAGCAGGGGGGGUUUCCGGGCUACCGCCCCUCUCCCCUCUCUCCAAGCUUACCCAUGACAGCCGCGGCAGCUCUAACCCGUGGGCAGAGGAGAAAGGAGUGCUUCUUGGCGGCUUGAAAGAGCACCUCCUCACCAUCCGUCGCAGCAGGCGGAUUAUCUUCGUCGGGUGCGGGACCAGUUACAACGCAGCCCUGGCCGUGCGUCCCUUGCUGGAGGAGCUCUCAGGGGUGGCGGUGCAGUUAGAGCUGGCUAGUGACAUGUUGGACAGACGCGCGCCUGUCUAUAGGGAGGAUACGGCGGUGUUUAUGAGCCAGUCGGGCGAGACGGCGGACACGCUAGCGGCGCUGGAGUAUGCAAGGGCGAGGGGGGCGCUGUGCGUGGGCGUGACUAACACAGUGGGGAGUGCCAUUGCUCGGGGGACGCACUGCGGGGUGUUCAUCAACGCCGGUGCUGAGAUUGGCGUUGCAAGCACCAAGGCGUACACGAGUCAGAUUGCAGUGCUGGUGAUGAUGGCGCUGGCGAUUGGGGAGGACAGCAUCUCGACACGGGAGAGGAGAGAUCGGAUCAUCGACGGGCUCAUUGACCUGCCCAGGAAGGUCCGUCAAGUGUUAAGGCUUGACUCUGAAAUUCAGCAGCUAGCCCGGGAGCUGUCGGGCGAGCAGAGCCUGCUGGUGUUUGGGCGCGGGUACAACUACGCUACGGCGGUGGAGGGCGCGCUGAAGGUGAAGGAGGUGGCGCUGAUGCACAGCGAGGGCAUCCUGGCUGGCGAGAUGAAGCACGGCCCGCUUGCCCUGGUCGAUGCAACACUGCCGAUUAUAGUUGUGGCGACAAGAGACGACACGUGCAGCAAGCAGCAGUCGGUGAUUCAGCAAUUGCAGGCCCGCAGCGGCCGAUUGAUUGUGAUUUGCUCUGAGGGAGAUGCGGAUCUCAUGUGUCCCAAUGGUGCGGCAAAGAUCAUCGAAGUGCCACAUGUGGAGGACUGCCUGCAGCCGGUUAUCAACAUAAUUCCUCUCCAGCUCCUGGCGUACCAUUUGACGGUCAUUCGGGGAUACAAUGUGGAUCAACCUCGGAACCUCGCCAAGAGUGUGACGGUAGAAUGAAUGGAUAUUGCAGGGUGGUUUUGCAUAACAUCGUUGUUGUGAUUUUUGUUUCAAGUAGUGUUAUCGUUGAUAGUUGAGCACGCGCCUCUAACUUCUGACUGUAAGGGGGUGUUAUAAUAGCUGUUUGUUUUGGGUCGUGGAUGAGCAACAACUGCUGUUCUAGAGGCAAUAGAUUGGGUAGGAGAAUUAAUGAGAAUUACUAUGCCUACGUUUUGAUAGUGGAGU
This is a messenger RNA of Closterium sp. NIES-67, 3291 nucleotides long. Lineage: Eukaryota; Viridiplantae; Streptophyta; Zygnematophyceae; Desmidiales; Closteriaceae. The record is from the annotation of a GenBank genome assembly.